Messenger RNA from Penicillium griseofulvum, 489 nucleotides. RefSeq lists its product as uncharacterized. Lineage: Eukaryota; Fungi; Ascomycota; Eurotiomycetes; Eurotiales; Aspergillaceae. The coding region runs from base 1 to 489 and encodes 162 amino acids. The record is from RefSeq and is a predicted model, not a curated record. The transcript has a single exon.
AUGUUAAUGAGGGCACUCCUUCCCAGGCAUUCGCCUGCUCUGCUUCCCUCUCGGCUAUGUCUUUCUGUGCGCCCUAAUCCACCCGCUGCUUCGUUCCAAAGCAGACCACUCUCCAAAUUUCCUCUGCCUUCAUCACGACGAAGCUUCCAGUUAUCAACUGCUCUCAGACAGAAAUGGAUUUCAUCUGAAAUUAUACUCUACGAGCUCAAGGAUCGAAAAAUAGAAAAAUGGGGCUGGGUUUUCUACCGGACCACAUAUGAAGACGACGAAGCGUGGGAUAUGUUUAAGCGGACCAUCAACCUUUCAGUGCGCUCAAUCAUUAGCCUUGACCCCCGACCAGAACUCAAUGAAGCCAUGUUUGAUCAACUCGAAUUCGUCUUCAUCGAAGACAAGGCAAAAUUUGAUGGAGCUUCCAAGGAGGAGCUACGCGCCCACUUCCAGCAAUGGGUGGCUAAUAGCUUCUCCGCUGAGAACCCACGCGCUGAUUAG